This is a messenger RNA of Prorocentrum cordatum, 633 nucleotides long. NCBI's taxonomy places the organism in Eukaryota, Dinophyceae, Prorocentrales, Prorocentraceae. The record is from the annotation of a GenBank genome assembly.
AUGAGUGCGUGCGAAAACGGCAGGCAGUGGCAGCGGGCUUUGGCUGGCGCUGCUCAGCGAGAUGCGGGAGGCGAAGCUGGAGCCAACAUCGUCAGCUUCAACGCUGGGAUCAGCGCAUGCGAUAAGGGCAAGCAGUGGCAGCGGGCUUUCUCGCUGCUCAGCGACAUGUGGGAGGCGCAACUGGAGCAGAACGUCAUCAGCUAUAACGCUGGGAUCAGUGCCUGCGAGAUCGGCGAGCAGUGGCAGCGGGCUUUGGCGCUGCUCAGCGCGAUGUGGGAGGCGAAAUUGGGGCCCAACCGCAUCAGCUACAAUGCUGGGGUCAGCGUGUGCGUGAAGGGCGAGCAGUGCCAGCAGGCUUUAGCUCUGCUGAGCCAGAUGCGGGAAGCUAAGCUGGAGCCCACUGUCAUCUUAAGCUACAGCGCUGGGACCAGCGCGUGCGAGAAGUGCGAGCAGUGGCAGCGGGCUUUCGCGCUCCUCAGAGAGAUGAGGGAGGCGAAGCUGGAGCCAGACAUCAUCAGUUACAGCGUUGGGACCAGCGCAUGCGAUAAAGGCGAUCAGUGGCAGCAGGCGCUGUCGCUACUCAGCGAGAUGCGGGAGGCGAAGCUGGAGCCCGACAUUCAGCCACAGCGCUGA